GAAGUGCGAGCUGCUGAGCGUCCGAGUCUCUGGCUCUGCGGUUCUGCUGGGACUCUGGGCCCGCGUUCCUGUCGCCGACUCCUGGGCUCGCGCGUCUGGUCGUCUCCCCCGGAGCGGAAGUGAUGGGGGACCCCAAGGAAGCAGGAGCCGAGGCUUCGCCUCCCCGGGCGGCCGCCCGAGGAGGGCUCAGCCUCCUGUCACAGGCGGAGUCCGAGGAACCUGCACAGGGAUCAGCUUUAUUUCUUGGAGGCAAUGAAGUAAAGAGCCGAGCUGUGGUGAAAUAUUCUUCUGCCCCUCCUCGAACAGCGUUUGCACGCCUCGAAGAAAAAACAGACUUGAAACUCCCACCUGCCAACUGGUUACGAGAGAGUGCCAAACUGGGGCCGGCAGGAACUACCAUUCUUGGCAAUAGUAAGAAAAGCAAGCCAUUUUCAAGUUUUGGCAUGGCGUAUGACUUCAUUGACUCAGUGGGAAAUGAUGUGGAUGUCGUCUCUGACUCAGAAAACAUAAAAAAGCUCCUGAAGAUUCCCUACAGCAAGUCCCACGUAAGCAUGGCUGUCCACCGCAUUGGAAGGACGCUCUUAUUAGAUGAGCUGGAUAUUCAAGAACUCUUUAUGAGGUCAUCUCAGACUGGUGAUUGGACGUGGUUGAAAGAGUUUUAUCAAAGACUGAUUGACCAGAAGUGGCAGAGGAAGAAGAAAAGUAAAGAGCACUGGUAUCAGAAGGCUAUUCUUUCCAAGUUCUUAUACUACAGCAUUAAUGGUGAUGGAGCCGCCCAGCCUGUCCCAUCUCCUGCAGAACAGCAAGAGUCAUCUAGUUCUGAUCAAACACAUGAUUCUGAAGGGGCUUCCUGGCCUGCUCCUUUUGAAAUGCCUUCUUCAGUGUCUGAAGACCCCAGUGCUUCCAGUCAGGGCAGGGAGCCUCUUGAGCCCUCAUGCAUAGUGGGGCAUGUGGCCUCAGCACCCAAAGAGCAAAACCUUACUACUUUGUUCAAUGACGGGGAGAACAGUCAGGGUCUUAAAAAUGAUUUUGUCCGGAAUAUUCUGUGGACUUUUGAAGAUAUCCAUAUGCUGGUUGGUUCUAACAUGCCUAUAUUUGGUGGUGGCAGAUACCCAGCAGUUAGCUUACGUCUCAGGGAUAACAACAAACCAAUUAAUGUGUUGACUGGAAUUGACUAUUGGUUGGACAACUUGAUCUGCAAUGUACCAGAGCUUGUGAUGUGCUUCCAUGUAAAUGGGAUUGUACAGAAAUAUGAAAUGAUAAAGACAGAAGAAAUUCCCAAUUUGGAAAACUCUAAUUUUUCUACUAAAGUCAUAAAAGACAUUGCACAAAAUAUUUUGUCAUUUCUAAAAUCAAAUUGUACCAAAGAAGGGCAUACCUACUGGCUAUUUAAAGCCAGUGGCAGUGAUAUUGUGAAGCUCUAUGACCUCACGACUCUCUGUGAAGAAACUGAAGACAAGUACCAGAACCCGUUCACAAUGCCAGUGGCCAUCCUCUUAUAUAAGGUUGCUUGUAACAUGAUGAUGAAGAAAAAUCAAAACAAGAAACACUAUGGGACUAUUAGAACAUUGCUGCUCAACUGUGUUAAAUUGCUGGACAAAAGCAGACAUCCUCAAAUUAUUGCUUCGGCCAACUACAUGCUUUCAGAGCUUUUCCAGUUGGAUGAGCCUAAAAAGGAAGAAAAUUCUGACUCCCCUUUAAAUGAGAACUCUGAUGAAAGCUACAGUGAAGAGGAAGAGGAGAUGCCCGAUAGUGAUGAGAACGGCUCCUACAGCACCAGCUCUGACCCGGCAGAUGAUAACAAGGCAGUGGCUAUAAUUAAAUCUGUUGGGGAACUGUCAGUACCAGAAAAAUACAAGUCAAUACAUCAAAUCAGACCCAGUUGUGCAUUUCCUGUUUGCCACGACACGGAAGAGCGCUGUCGGCUCGUACUUAGCUACGUGCUGGAGGGUUUGAAAUCUGUGGAUAGCAGCAUCAAAAAAGAAAGUGACCUUCCAGCAGCUGACCCCAGCACUCCUAUCCCCUUAAAAUAUGAAGAUGAAUCCACAAGGGGUAGUCCUGAGGGGCUGGAGAAGCAGAUGGCCUUGUUCCUGGACAAAAUGGGCUCCCUUCAGAAGGGCAAUUGUUCCGGGCAGUCUGGAAUGACCCCUGGUUCUUGGCAACAUAAAAUGAAACUUCAGCUGAUUCUCAAGUCGUCGAAGGCCUACUACAUUUUGUCUGAUGCUGCCAUGAGUCUUCAGAAGUACGGAAGAGCAUUGCGAUACAUUAAGCUAGCUCUACAGAGCCAUGAUACUUAUUGCUGCCUCUGCACCAACAUGCUGUCUGAAGUGCUGCUGUUUCUCUCUCAGUAUCUGACACUCUGCGGGGACAUCCAACUCAUGCUGGCCCAGAACGCAAAUAACAGAGCAGCACACCUUGAGGAGUUUAAUUACCAAACCAAAGAGGACCAGGAGAUCCUCCAUAGUCUCCACAGAGAAUCCAGCUGCCAGGGAUUUGCAUGGGCAACAGAUCUGUCUACAGACUUAGAAAGUCAACUUUCAGUUAGUUGUAAAUGUUACGAGGCUGCUAAUGAAAUCUUGCAAUUUAGUGACUUAAAAAGUCAGAAUCCUGAACACUAUGUACAAGUGUUGAAGAGAAUGGGAAACAUUAGAAAUGAAAUCGGUGUGUUUUACAUGAAUCAGGCUGCUGCACUGCAGGGUGAGCGAGUAGUGAGCAAAUCUGUGUCUGCUGCAGAGCAACAAUUGUGGAAAAAAAGCUUUUCUUGUUUUGAAAAGGGGAUUCACAACUUUGAGUCCAUUGACGAUGCUACAAAUGCUGCCCUUCUGCUAUGCAACACAGGAAGACUCAUGCGGGUCUGUGCACAGGCGCACUGUGGUGCAGAGGAUGAGUUCAAACGGGAGUUCUCUCCAGAAGAGGGAUUGUAUUACAGCAAGGCUGUCGAUUAUUAUUUGAAAGCUCUGAGGUCAUUGGGUACGAGAGACAUGCAUCCGGUUGUUUGGGAUUCUGUGAACUGGGAAUUGUCCACUACAUACUUUACCAUGGCAACUUUACAGCAAGAUUAUGCUCCAUUGUCCAGAAAAGCUCAGGAGCAGAUUGAGAAAGAAGUAAGCGAAGCUAUGAUGAAGUCCCUGAAACACUGCGAUGUUGACUCUGCGACUGCUCGGCAGCCCCUCUGUCAGUACCGAGCUGCGACCAUCCAUCACAGGCUGGCUUCCAUGUACCACAGCUGUCUGAGAAACCAGGUUGGUGAUGAGCACCUUAGGAAGCAGCACCGAGUACUGGCAGAUCUCCACUACAGCAAAGCUGCAAAGCUCUUCCAGCUUCUCAAAGAUGCUCCCUGUGAACUGCUUAGAGUGCAGUUAGAAAGGGUAGCAUUUGCAGAAUUUCAGAUGACCAGUCAGAAUAGCAAUGUUGGAAAGUUAAAAACAUUAUCUGGAGCGCUUGAUAUCAUGGUGAGAACUGAGCAUGCAUUCCAACUUAUCCGGAAGGAGCUUGUGGAGGAAUGUGACCAGCCUAAGAAUGAUGAAGCUACACCGGCUACUGAUUCUUCACCUAAUCUUAAUCGAGAAGAAGUGAUCAAACUCCUUAGUAUAUUUGAGUCUCGUCUGUCGUUCCUUCUCCUUCAAUCCAUCAAACUGCUGUCAUCAUCUAAAAGGAAAAUGAGCAGUAACACUGAGGAAGAUACAGUCCUCCAAACCAACAAGCAGAUUUACUCUCAGCUUUUGAGAGCAACUGCCAACAGAAACUCAACUCUGCUGGAAAGAAUUGAAGUCAUCAUCUGUUUGCUGGAACAGCUUGCCUCUGGGAGCAGCGGGUCAAGUGGCAGUGCUGUCCCCUGACCCAAAGUUGUACCUGAGGACUCUGUCAGUGCCUUCCCAACCCAGAGCUGUUCUGACUACUCGGUGCUGAGCAUUAUUAAAUAUGAGGAGAUGCCAUUUAAACAAGUCAACAGUGGAGACUCGUUUCCCACAGCAGGCAGAGGACGUGGGUAGCUUUGGCUUCUUCCUUUGAAGGUGAAAAACCAGAAUGGAACCAAAAGCUUCCCGGUGUAUUUCCUAGAAAAGUACAUGGUUCCACAGUGAUAGCAGACUUCCUAUGAUGAGAUUACACUUGCAGAUAGUCUUCAAGUAUGUUAAAACACCAGAUGGAAGAUGAGAUUAUUUGGGAUAAAAUGUUACUUUGGCUAAGAAAACUUUUAUCCAAGUGACUUUACGGGUUCAAAUGGCUAGUAGAAACUCUGCACAUCAGCAUUUCCUUCUAAAUUGCACAAAAAGUGUACCCUCUAAGCUGGAGUGCAGGAUUUUUCGAAGACUGGUAAUUGUGCAGGUCUCUAUUCAGUGCAUGCUCUGAAAGGACUCACUUUUCUUUGACUUAUGUGACAUUGGUAAAGAAUA
Molecule: messenger RNA, 4394 nt
Organism: Onychomys torridus (southern grasshopper mouse)
Lineage: Eukaryota; Metazoa; Chordata; Mammalia; Rodentia; Cricetidae
Gene: Edrf1
Product: erythroid differentiation regulatory factor 1
Exons: 25
Coding region: 123-3839 (1238 amino acids)
Biological process (GO): positive regulation of DNA-templated transcription
Source: RefSeq, a predicted model, not a curated record